Molecule: messenger RNA, 4320 nt
Organism: Phasianus colchicus (ring-necked pheasant)
Lineage: Eukaryota; Metazoa; Chordata; Aves; Galliformes; Phasianidae
Gene: MOGAT1
Product: monoacylglycerol O-acyltransferase 1
Biological process (GO): diacylglycerol biosynthetic process; triglyceride biosynthetic process
Cellular component (GO): endoplasmic reticulum membrane
Molecular function (GO): diacylglycerol O-acyltransferase activity
Source: RefSeq, a predicted model, not a curated record
GCGGGCGGGAGGCGGCAGGUGCGGGCCGGGCGCUGCGUGCCUCCCCAGCUCCCGCUCGGCGCCCGCGCGGCUCAGCAUGAAGGUCCGCUUCGCUCCCAUCAAUGUCCCCCUGAAGAGGAGGAUCCAGACCGUCGCGGUGCUGCAGUGGAUCUUCUCCUUCCUCCUGCUGGGGCAGUUUUGCUGUGGAUUAUUCGUGCUCUUGAUUCUGAGCAACUUCUGGUUCCUUGGUGUUCUGUACCUGCUGUGGCUGUACCUCGACUGGGGAACGCCAUGCGCUGGGGGCAGGCGGUCACAGUGGGUCAAGAAUUGGACUGUUUGGAAUUACUUCAGGGAGUACUUCCCCAUUCAGCUAAUCAAAACUUCAGAUUUGGAUCCAAAGCACAACUACUUACUUGGCUUUCACCCUCAUGGGGUGCUGGUGGCUGGAGCCUUUGGAAACUUUUGCACUGGUCCAAGUUUCAAAAAUUUAUUUCCCGGACUUACUCCAUAUCUUCAUAUCAUGCCCAUCUGGUUUGGCUGUCCUUUCUUCAGAGAAUAUGUAAUGAGUGCUGGAAUGGUUUCUGCCUCCAAGGAGAGCGUCUCAUACGUGCUGAAUAACGCGGGAGGCGGCCAUGCAUCCGUCAUUGUGAUUGGAGGAGCAGAGGAAUCUCUGAAUGCACAUCCUGGGAGUUUGACUUUGAACAUUCUCAAGAGGAAGGGCUUCAUCAAAAUGGCCUUGAAACAUGGAGCUCAUUUGGUCCCAGUGUUUUCCUUUGGUGAAAAUGAGCUCUUCAAGCAAGUUGCAAACCCCAGAGGUUCACGGCUCAGAACUGUACAGGACAAGCUGCAAAAGAUAAUGGGCUUUGCUCUACCACUGUUUCAUGCCCGAGGAAUAUUUCAGUACAGUUUUGGCUUAAUACCUUUCAGGCAACCAAUUCAUACUGUAGUGGGAAGCCCCAUCCUUGUAAAAAAGAACCCGAAUCCCACCAAUGAAGAGGUUGAACAGCUACAUGCACUGUAUCUGCAGGAACUCAGAAAAUUAUUUGAAGAGCACAAAGGAAAAUAUGGAAUCCCUGAGCACAAAACUCUUAUCUUUGAGUAGUAAAUUACAAUUUAUAAUUGCAAAUCUCAUGGAAAAAAAAAAUAUAUAUAUAUAUGCUGAAAGAGGUUUUUCUUGCCAUCUGUAUUUUGCAAUCUAUAAUUAGCCUUGUGUAAGGAACAAUUUUAAGAAGGGAUUAAAUAGUUUAUUGAUCUUUAUCUUAUGGAAAAAAACAAACAAACAAAAACACAACCAACCAUCCUUAGGGUGUGAGCCUCGAAGCAAGUGCUGUUUCAAGUUGCCAUUUGGGGUUCAUCAGUACUAAAAAUGCCAGUGAGAGACCCAACACUGAUGUUCUUACUACCAAGUACUUUACCAUAGCUUGAGCAGAGGACGUUGUCCCAGCAUGACAUCAAGAGCUGGAAAAAUAAAUAGACCUGAGGUCUGUCGUUGGAAGCUGGGAGUCCUACCAACACAUGUCAAAUAUGACAGCAAGUUUUCCUCUGAACAUCAAGAGUCUGCUGCUCUUCCAUGGAAGAAGUUGUAUGCUUUCAAUAGGUGGCUACUACAAGCCAUUUACGUGUGAAUUCAUGAAUAACUAAGAGUUUUCUGCCUUGAAUAGGACAAUCAGCAAAAGUGGUUUGUCCAACUGAUGGAGCAGGCCAAACUCUGCUGGAAGGAAGGACAUUGUGUUGAGUUAUUCUGUGUGCAUGUAUCUGCUGGGUGGUGGGAAGCACUGUAUAAUAUGGCCUUUUUAGACAAGCUGUACUUUGGAUCAUCGGUUUGUAAGAUGAAGCAGCUUUGUUCACUAGUUCUAAUCUCACAGGAGAUGUCAGGACAGGAGAAUUAUACAAUGAAACCAGCGUGGAAAUGAUGUGAAUUUCACCUCCUGUACAAAUCAGAAAUUGUAUGCCAAGCACUGCCACAGAAGGAAGGGAAAGUGGCAUUUGUUCAAGUCUAGUUCUUACACUUCACCAAGAAAAGUGUUCUUGAUUUAUGCCUCUUUCUUCCCCACUGAUAGAUGUGGAGAGGUACAUGGGGAGCUGUGUCUGUGUGAAGAGCUGUAAUUGCCCCAGGGCAGUGGGAGCAGGGCUCUGAGGUGCAGUGGGUAGAGAGGAUGCUUUGUGUACAAACAGCUGCCUAGAUUUGAGAGGUUUUUCUUAAAUGUGGAUGUGCAUUGAAGAGGGAAAAAAAAUCUUAGCCAAACUCCUUUUCAGUUAAAGUGCCUAGGUCACUGAGAUGAUGAUGUGUGAAGAGAAUUACAGUAUUUUAUUAAACUUCUUAAUGAAAUUCUUCAAUUUGUAAAUGCUUUCCAUCUGUGUGUGGACUUAGCGGACCUGCUUUUAUUGGCAAAUAUUUGGUUUGCCCUGGGCAGCUUUGGUGCCUGAGCUUUUUGUGGGUUAGGUGCUUUGACAGGACACACACAGGUGCAUUGGGCUGUGUGCAGCCAGGGGAGCCCAGCACAGGGUGCAGGUAGCAGUGCUGGCUGCCUGGGAGAUGCUGAGCACAUUUGAGUCUCCUCAGGAGAAAUGCAGUGGGGAUUUUGAGGAGAGUUAAAGCCUUGGAAAGAAAAGAUCUUAGCAAAAGGAAGGUCUUUAGGGAAAAAGGUGAAAUACUUUGAUUCCUGAGGAGUGGGUUCUUAAUGAACCAAAGCUGUAGAUACUUGCUAGAUGGAGCAGAUUUCUGUUGGGCUAACAUGUUGUGGAAGGCCUCCAGCAGACUGGUGUCCUUUAGGAGAGCUGUGCCUUCUGCUGUGUCUGUCACUCAGAGGUGACCAGCACUCAGCCAGCAAAUCCUGCUAGGAUUGUGGAUGUCUUUCUGGGAGGCAGGAUGAGAGCUGCAAGCUGUGGUGCCUGAAGAAGCUCCCUCUUCCCUGGCAGGCUGCUGUUGUGUCCGCAAUCCAUCUCUAUGUACUUCAGCUUUCUUGGUGCCACAUGCUCUUGCAUGCAUCUACACAACCCUUUUGCUGCCUGAUGAUCACUGUGGUGUAGGCAUGUAACUUCCUCCUGCUCUGUCCAUCUCUCCCCAGGUUAAGAUCUCUGAAUGACUGUUUGCAUACAAAACAAUGGGUAUGGACUUAUCGUCCACAGAAAUGGAGUUUACAAGCAGGGCUUGAGAAGAGGAAGCACUAUGAGUGUGAAUGUUUAACAUGAGCUUAAGCUCAGGACUGUUUUAGCUCUUGGAAGGGCAUGUGUCUAGGGAAAUCAAACACAGCAGGUUUGAUAGGUGGGGAGAAGCCUCUAGCAUCCUGAAGGCUGUAGUAAGCAAUGAGCACUGCGUAGUUGCUGACCCAUUUUUGCAUACCAGCUAUGUGAAAUUUCCUUCAGAUUUGUUUUUUUGCUGCCUGCCCUGAUGAGGAGUGCUGAUGUAGUCAUGCAGGAAGAAUUUGGAGUGAGUCUGUGUCAGACUGUUCUCUCCUAGAUCACCUGCUCUAAUAAGACAUUUCCUCUCAUUUUCAGCCUGCUCUUCUCCUAGUACCUAAUGAUAUAGAAGCUCAGGAUGUAAAUAUGAAAGCAUAAGCACUGGGUUGAGGAUGGGUAAUGUUUAGAUUGUUAUCGAUCAAAUUAGCCCCAAAUCAUAAGGAACAGUCAGAGGUGACCAGCACUCAGCCAGUGAAUUUCUGCUAGGGAAUAUAAAGACCCAGGUUUUGGGCAAUAUCUGGUCCAGAGGGAACUUUACAAACGGUCUGAAUUUUAUGAGAAAAUGACUUGUGGUCUCUGAAUACUGUUGAUAACCAGCAUAGUUAGAAUAAGUAGGGGCUGUGUUACUGUGACUUCUUGUGUUUUCUUUGCCUUAUAACACAGGAAGAUUGAAGGAAAAAGUAAAAUAAUCUUCAAACCAAUACAUAUUGUUGCUUGACAAAUGCUGCAUAUUGCCAAUGAUGAUCUUUACAAACCUUGAUAUGAAGACUUAUGUGGUGCUCAAACUUUUGGUGGGAUGUCCACACAUACCUGGACCUGCAUUGUGAUGUUUCUCUUUGUGCCUGUAAUGAGACAGGUAGUCCCAGGGCAGCUGGUCAUCCAUUGCAGAGAUGGAUGCUCUGUGUUUAUGCCGUGCAAUAGUGCCUCUCCAGUGUUCUCCAGCCAGCAGUGCCUGCCUGUUGCCUUGUGAGUGAAUGUCUCUUCCAAAUUCCAUUUACAGAAAGCCUUUACAUAUCACUCCUUAAGAAUUUUUACUCUGUGAACCAUGGAAAGUAUUCUACACACUGUAGCUUUUUAUGGCACUGGAAAAAUAUGACCACCAUUUGUUUCAGUGAUAGAUGUGGCAAGGUGGUGUGAGAUAAUAAAGGUUUGUACCAAAGA